This is a messenger RNA of Nicotiana attenuata, 408 nucleotides long. Its product is annotated as RNA-directed DNA polymerase homolog. NCBI's taxonomy places the organism in Eukaryota, Viridiplantae, Streptophyta, Magnoliopsida, Solanales, Solanaceae. The transcript has a single exon. The record is from RefSeq and is a predicted model, not a curated record. The annotation marks the transcript as partial.
AUGUGCAUUGAUUAUAGGCAGUUGAACAAGGUAACAAUUAAGAACAAGUAUCCCUUGCCUCGUAUCGAUGAUUUGUUCGACCAGCUUCAGGGAGCGAGAGUGUUCUCCAAGAUUGAUCUCCGUUCGGGUUAUCACCAGUUGAAGAUCAAGGACUCAGAUAUACUUAAGACAGCUUUCAGGACUCGAUAUGGUCAUUAUGAGUUCUUGGUGAUGUCUUUCGGGCUAACCAAUGCCCCAGCAGCGUUCAUGCAUUUGAUGAACAGUGUGUUCCGGCCGUAUCUCGAAUCAUUUGUCAUAGUUUUCAUUGACGAUAUUCUGGUGUACUCGCGUAGUCAGGAGGAGCACGCGGAGCAUUUGAGGGUGGUGUUGCAAAAAUUGAGGGAGGAGAAGUUUUAUGCAAAGUUCUCC